UUGGAUCCUCCUAAAACAGUUGGGGGUAUGGAGAAAUCCUACAGAUCUACACUCUCUAUCUAUAAGAGAAUCCUGGAACAGUUUAACCCAGCACUGGAGAAACUGGUGUACCUAGGUGCCAAGUACAUGCAGGCCUUCCAUGCAUUAUCUGAGGCUGCUGAUGUCUACUUUACAGAAAUUCAGAAGAUUGGAGAACAAGCCCUACAGAGCUCUACUUCACAAAUAUUGGGUGAAAUUUUGAUACAGAUGUCUGGCACCCAAAUGCACCUGAACCGCAACCUGGAAGUAGUGGCACAGACCCUCCAUGUGGACUUGCUGCAGCAUAUGGAGAAAAACACCAAGCUGGAUGUGCAGUUCAUUAACGACAGUCGCCAGCGAUACGAAAGGGAAUACCAGCGCAGAGCUACCGUCGUAGAGAAAUGCAUGUCUGAUCUGUGGAGAAUGGAAAGAACUCGAGACCGAAACAUCCAGCAGAUGAAGGAGAACCUGAGGCACUUGCAUGCGGAGAUGCACGCCUUUGUCACUGAGAGCCAGGAGGCAGCUGAACUGGAAGAGAAACGUCGUUAUCGCUUCCUAGCUGAGAAGCACCAGCUACUCUCCAGCACUUUCUUGCAGUUCUAUACCAGGGCCCAGACCAUCAUUCAGACCAACGCACCAUUGUGGAAGGAGCAGUUGGAGGCCACCCGCAAUCCUGCCCAGAAUUUCCUUAGCUCCUCCCACAGCCAGGGCCACCCAGCGGGCCACCUGACUCCUACUCACUUGGAGAUGCCUCAGAGACCUUUAGGUGACUUCAGCUCAGUGACAGCAGCACGUAGCUCCAGCCCCUUCGUUCAGGGUGCAUCAGAAAUCUUUCCCUCCCUUCAUCCUGAUCCAAGGAGAAGAGGCUUACCAAGGACUCCAUCUGUUGGCUCCCUCUCCACUGGCCAACGUUCUCGCUCCAGCUCAUUUGGAGAACAGGCAGCUGGAAGAGCAGAAGCAGAGGGCAAAGCAGAGAAAAGCAACAGUACAUUGAAGGUCCAGGCCAUUGCAUCCCAUGCUGCUGGCUCCAACCAGACCCUUCUGCAAUUCAGCCUCGGAGACAUAGUCACUGUACUGAUACCAGAAUCACAGAACGGUUGGCUGUAUGGGAAGCUGGAUGGUACAUCCAUGAGUGGCUGGUUUCCUGAAGCUUUUGUGAAGCCAUUAGAGACAGCGCAAGACCCUGUGGAGACAGUCCCCAGAGCGUUUCCUCUGCGGAGCAGUCACAGCAUAGAAGAACACUUGAAUCGGCCCAGUGCCCCAUCUGCAGGUGAUUACAGGACCAACCCUAGCAGAAGUCAGUCGCCAAAUCCUUCUCUUGCUCUGCUGGGGGCAGGCAGCCGUCGCAGUAGUACAGCCAGUGCUGCAGGCAGCACAGACGCCAAGAAGCCACCAGCAGGAUGGGAGCAUCCCCCAGAACUCUUCCCCAAAGGGACCAAUCCUUUUGCCACUGUCAAGCUACGCCCAACUGUGACCAACGACCGAUCGGCACCCAUCAUCCGCUGAAAGCGGGUAAUGCAGGUGGGGGUGGCUGGCACAAAGUUGUAGAGGACAAUCAUCCCUGUUCCAGGGCACAGCUUGGCUUGAUUUGGGAAGCAGUUUCUCUCAAAGCGGCUAACCUCAGUAUUGGCAGUUCCGGGAACUUCUUUCCCACAUUUGCUUUCUUGUAGCAGUCAGUAGGGCCAUUUUGUUAUUCAUCUUUGCGUGUCCACGACCGCUUCAGUGUCUGAACAUAUAACAUGCAUUUGUUUCCCAUUUGUAAGGUACGGCCUUGCAUGCAUUUUGCCCAAAUUAUGCUCUUUGUUAAUGAGGACAUCACCAUUUCUGAGUCCUUGGAGUAAGCGAUUGUCUCCAGGCCUGAAGCAAGCUCUCUCGACGCCUGAAGGAGAGAAACACAUGCUGCCACUGCGCAACAUGCCCUCCCACUGCUAUGGUGCAAUGCUCCUGUCCUCCUUGUGAUGGCCCCUGUGAUGCUGCAGCUCCCCAACUCCCCACCCUCACGGCGGCCGCCUCAACACAGCUCUCUCCCUGCUGCUUCCAGCCCCAUCCUGGAAAUCUGUGUGGAAGCACUUCCUUCUACUCCUGUCAUAUCCAGAGAUUCCCACAGAUGCUCAUAACUAGUAAAAAAAAAUUAGGAAAUCCAGUUUGCUGUACUCUUGAGCAGUGUUCAGUGUUAAAGGGCCUGCUUAUUAGUACUGCACAGGAUUUAAUCACAUCUUGGGUAAUUGUGAAGGACGUAGUACUGGCUAUUGUCCUGCAGCGAGGCAGAAAAAAUACAGGAGAACCCAACCUAGUCAAUCCUGACUGAAGAUGAAAAUUGCUAUCGAAGUAUUUAGUCGUACAAGAAUUAAAGGGAAUAAUCUGCUCAAAGAAAUCUGCCGCUGAAUCUACUAGAAAUCCAUCUUAACAGCUAGGUAAAUUUCUUGGGUCAUGUAAUUUGCAGAAUUGUCUGUUCCUGCCAUUUGUAAGAGAUUUAGAAGCCUUUUUGCCUGGCUGUUUCCUAUCACAUCCAUCCACUGUGUUAUCAGCCUUGAUAAUUAGAAUUUUAAAUAACUAUACCUGCAUAAUCUUCCCUCCCUGUCACUGUGAAUUUCUGAAAAUAGUACUAACAAAGUUGUUUUUGUAAAAA
This is a messenger RNA of Varanus komodoensis (Komodo dragon), 2647 nucleotides long. RefSeq names its product BAR/IMD domain containing adaptor protein 2 like 2 (gene BAIAP2L2). Gene Ontology annotation, cellular component: cytosol; nucleoplasm. Lineage: Eukaryota; Metazoa; Chordata; Lepidosauria; Squamata; Varanidae. Bases 28 to 1524 code for a protein of 498 amino acids. Gene Ontology annotation, biological process: plasma membrane organization; actin filament bundle assembly; actin crosslink formation. The record is from RefSeq and is a predicted model, not a curated record. The transcript is spliced from 14 exons. Gene Ontology annotation, molecular function: protein binding.